Hypoxylon fragiforme is the source of this 471-nucleotide messenger RNA. Its product is annotated as 60S ribosomal protein L28. NCBI's taxonomy places the organism in Eukaryota, Fungi, Ascomycota, Sordariomycetes, Xylariales, Hypoxylaceae. The record is from RefSeq and is a predicted model, not a curated record. Gene Ontology annotation, cellular component: ribosome; cytosolic large ribosomal subunit. The coding region runs from base 1 to 471 and encodes 156 amino acids. Gene Ontology annotation, molecular function: structural constituent of ribosome. The transcript is spliced from 5 exons. Gene Ontology annotation, biological process: translation.
AUGGCACCUACAUCGAGCACCCUCGUCUCCUCAGACCUUGUCUGGGAGAUUGUCCGAAGCAAUAACUCCUUCCUCGUGAAGCGAAAGCAGGCCGGCGGUGUUCAGUUCUCUCGUGACCCCCUAAACCUAGUCAACAAGAACAGCCGCAAGUACUCCGGUUUCGUCAACGACAAGGCUAUCGGUGUUCAACCUGCCGAGAAGAACGGCGUCAAGGUCAUCACCAAGAAAGAGGCAACUGCUCAGAAGCCCGCCAAGUCCACCGUCGAGGUUACCCACAGCGGUGGCCAGGGAACGCGCAAGAUCUACAAGACCGUUGCCCACCAGGCUGCCAGCUCCGGCUACCGAGCUGACCUCCGCGAGGCCGCCGUUGCCCGUGUAUCUGCUAUCCGACAUUCCCAAAAGGAGCCCAAGCCCACUCCUGAGAAGAAGCCCCGAGGCAACAAGGCCAAGAAGGCCGCCGCGAAGGCUUAA